Messenger RNA from Humulus lupulus (European hop), 3659 nucleotides. RefSeq names its product protein CTR9 homolog. Gene Ontology annotation, cellular component: Cdc73/Paf1 complex. The record is from RefSeq and is a predicted model, not a curated record. The transcript has 24 exons. Gene Ontology annotation, molecular function: RNA polymerase II complex binding. NCBI's taxonomy places the organism in Eukaryota, Viridiplantae, Streptophyta, Magnoliopsida, Rosales, Cannabaceae. The coding region runs from base 231 to 3482 and encodes 1083 amino acids. Gene Ontology annotation, biological process: regulation of DNA-templated transcription.
UAGAACGUUUAAGAAAAACUAGAAGAAAAGAAAAGCUCAAAAAAUUCUACUAUAAUUAUUUAUAAGAAAAUAAUAAGUUGGAACUAUGGAGGGAGACUGGAAGAGGAAGGAGUAAGGAAGAAGAUCCAAACUCCGAUUCGGAUUCAACUCAGUGGAGCUCACUUACUCACUCUCUCUGAUCCCAAUCAUACAACCUCGACGGAGCUAGGGUUUGGUAAUUUUGGAAAAUAAUGGCUUCCGUGUACAUCCCAGUUCAGAACUCGGAGGAGGAAGUCAGAGUGGUUCUCGAUCAGCUCCCCAGGGACGCUUCUGAUAUUCUAGACAUCCUUAAGGCCGAGCAAGCCCCUCUCGAUCUCUGGCUCAUUAUCGCGAGAGAGUACUUUAAACAAGGAAAACUUGAACAGUUCCGCCAAAUCUUGGAGGAAGGGUCCAGUCCUGAAAUUGACGAAUACUAUGCUGAUGUUAAAUACGAGAGAAUUGCAAUCUUGAAUGCUUUAGGGGCUUACUAUAGUUACCUUGGAAAAAUUGAGACUAAGCAAAGAGAAAAGGAGGAACACUUCAUUUUGGCAACCCAAUACUACAAUAAAGCGUCGAGAAUCGACAUGCAUGAGCCUUCUACUUGGGUUGGAAAAGGUCAGCUUUUAUUGGCCAAGGGUGAAGUAGAACAAGCAUUUUCCGCAUUCAAGAUUGUUUUGGAUGGAGACCGUGAUAAUGUUCCUGCUCUCUUGGGUCAGGCAUGUGUUCAGUUCAACCGUGGACGCUUUUCUGAUUCUUUGGACUUGUACAAGAGGGCUCUGAUAGUAUAUCCCAGUUGUCCUGCUGCUGUAAGACUUGGCAUAGGUCUCUGUCGUUAUAAGUUGGGUCAGCUUGAAAAAGCUCGGCAGGCAUUUCUGCGAGUUUUGCAGUUAGAUCCAGAAAAUGUUGAGGCUCUGGUAGCAUUGGCAAUUAUGGAUUUGAAUACGAAUGAAGCUACUGGAAUUAGAAAAGGAAUGGAGAAAAUGCAGAGAGCUUUUGAUAUAUAUCCUUACUGUGCAAUGGCACUAAAUUACUUAGCAAAUCACUUUUUCUUCACGGGCCAACACUUUUUGGUGGAGCAGCUCACUGAAACGGCACUUGCUGUUAGCAACCAUGGACCGACAAAGUCACACUCUUACUAUAAUUUAGCACGCUCAUACCAUAGCAAGGGGGACUAUGAAAAGGCUGGACUGUAUUACAUGGCAUCUGUCAAGGAAGUCAAUAAACCCCAUGAAUUCGUAUUUCCUUAUUAUGGAUUGGGGCAGGUGCAAUUGAAGUUGGGAGAUUUUAAAAGUGCAUUAUCAAAUUUUGAAAAGGUUUUAGAGGUUUACCCUGAUAAUUGUGAGACAUUGAAAGUUCUUGGGCACAUAUAUUUGCAACUUGGACAGACAGAGAAGGCACAGGAAUUUAUGAGAAAAGCUACGAAAAUUGAUCCACGUGAUGCUCAGGCAUUUCUUGACCUGGGAGAAUUAUUGAUUUCAUCUGACCCCUUAGCUGCUCUAGAUGCCCUAAAAACUGCUCGUAUGCUUUUGAAAAAGGGAGGUCAAGAAACACCAAUUGAAGUGCUCAACAAUCUUGGAGUUCUUCAUUUUGAAAGGGGGGAAUUUGAGCUUGCUCAACAAACUUUCAGGGAGGCAUUGGGUGACGGAAUAUGGCUUGCGUUCAUUGAUGGUAAAGAAAAAUCUCCACCUGUUGAUGCCAGCGCUUCCGUUCUCCAGUUCAAGGACACACAUUUCUUUCAGCAACUUGAGAAAGAAGGUCGUGUUGUCGACUUACCUUGGAAUAAAGUUACAGCACUAUUUAAUAUGGCAAGAUUACUUGAGCAAUUACAUAACUCUGAAACUGCAAGCACAUUGUACCGACUAAUCUUGUUCAAGUAUCCAGACUACAUAGAUGCUUAUCUGAGGCUUGCUGCUAUUGCAAAAACUCGAAACAAUAUUCAAUUGAGCAUUGAACUGGUCAAUGAUGCUCUGAAGGUUAAUGGAAAGUGCCCAAAUGUAUUAUCGAUGCUUGGAGACUUAGAAUUGAAGAAUGAUGAUUGGGUCAAGGCAAAAGAGACUUUGCGUGCUGCUAGUGAAGCGACAGAGGGGAAGGAUUCCUAUGAUACACUUUCUCUGGGAAACUGGAACUACUUUGCUGCGGUUCGUAAUGAGAAAAGAAAUCCUAAGUUGGAAGCCACACAUUUAGAAAAAGCUAAGGAACUUUACACUAAGGUUCUGGCUCAACAUUCUGCCAAUUUAUAUGCUGCCAAUGGUGCUGGAGUGGUAUAUGCAGAAAAGGGUCACUUUGAUGUUUCAAAAGAUAUUUUCACCCAGGUUCAAGAAGCUGCAAGUGGAAGCAUUUUUGUCCAGAUGCCUGAUGUCUGGAUAAAUAUAGCACAUGUUUAUUUUGCUCAGGGAAAUUUUUCGUUGGCCGUAAAAAUGUAUCAAAAUUGCCUGAGGAAGUUCUUCUAUAACACAGACUCUCAGAUUCUUCUCUAUUUAGCUCGUACUCACUAUGAAGCUGAACAGUGGCAAGACUGCAAAAAGACACUACUGAGAGCCAUUCAUUUGGCACCUUCAAAUUACGCACUGAGGUUUGAUGCGGGUGUUGUAAUGCAGAAGUUCUCUGCUUUGACACUACAAAAGGAAAAGAGAACGGCAGAUGAGGUCCGCUUAACAGUUUCAGAGCUUGGAAAUGCUGUUCGUGUAUUUAAACAGUUGUCUGCUUCUGCUGCUUCAAACCUUCACUUUUAUGGGUUUGAUGAAAAGAAAAUUGACACUCAUGUUGAGUACUGUAAGCACUUGCUUGAAGCUGCAAGAGUUCACUUAAAAAAUGCUGAACAUGAAGAGCAGAAGAAUCGGCAUAAACAAGAAGCUCUUCGGCAAAUGGCAUUGGCUGAGGAAGCUCGUCGCAAGGCUGAAGAACAAAGGAAAUUUCAGUUGGAAAGGAGAUUGCGAGAGGAUGAACUGAAGCAGGUGAGGCAGCAGGAGGAGCAUUUUGAGCGAGUAAAGGAGCAAUGGAAGAGCAGCACAUCUUCUAAGCGAAGGGAUAGGACAGAGGUCGAUGAUGAGGAGGGUGGUCAUAGUGAAAAGAAAAGGAGAAAGGGUGGAAAGAGGAGAAAGAAGGACAAGAGCUCAAGGUCACGUUAUGAAGCAGAUGACGCAGAAGCAGAGAUGGUGGAUGAUCAAGAAGAACCGGAAUAUGAUGACUCCAGAAUGAAUUAUGGGGAGCCCCCUGCUCAGAUAAAUGACCAUGAUGAUUAUACAGAAGAGAACGCUCACGAUCCUCUUGCAGCAGCAGGGCUAGAAGAUUCUGAUGCUGAGGAAGAGGUUGCACCUGAUUCGAAUGCAAUUCGGAGGAGACGGGCAUUUACCGAAUCCGAUGACGACGAGCAAUUAGAGAGGCUAGAGAUGCGGGGGAGCGAUGGUGAGAUCAAAGAAGAUGAUAAGGUGGGUGAAGAAGGUGAAAUUAACGACGAGGAUUGAGAUCCACCAUCUUGAACUGGGCAAGACCAGUAACAAACCUAUUCAAGGCGGAAGGCUUUCCUUGGGGAGCAGUUACAUUGUUAAUAGUUGCUAUUUUGUAUUAUUCAUUUAUUUGAGUAUACUCUUUUUUUGUACCUUGGACAAUCAUAUUUUAAUAGAAACAAAAUUCAUUUUAUA